GCGGUGCUGGCUGUUAGCAUUUGUAGCAUUUGUAGCAUUUGUAGUUUUUGUUGUCGGGACGUUUUAAAAACAUUUUUUGGGACAAAAUAAAAAAUAAAACUGCCGGUCAGCACGAUGGCGUCCACCGCGGCGGGAAAACAGCGGAUCCCGAAGGUGGCGAAGGUGAAGAAUAAAGCUCCCGCGGAGGUUCAGAUCACCGCCGAGCAGCUGCUGAGGGAAGCCAAAGAGAGGGAGCUCGAACUCCUGCCGCCGCCGCCGAAACAGAAGAUCACAGACGAGGAGGAGCUGAACGAUUACAAACUCAAGAAGAGGAAGGGAUUCGAGGACAACAUCCGAAAGAACCGCACUGUCAUCAGUAACUGGAUCAAAUACGCACAAUGGGAGGAAAGUCUGAAGGAGAUCCAGAGGGCUCGUUCCAUUUACGAGCGAGCGCUGGACGUCGACCACCGCAACAUCACUCUGUGGCUGAAGUACGCCGAGAUGGAGAUGAAGAGCCGCCAGGUGAACCACGCCCGCAACAUCUGGGACAGAGCGAUCACCAUCCUCCCACGAGUCAACCAGUUCUGGUACAAGUACACCUACAUGGAGGAGAUGCUGGGUAACGUGGCCGGCUGCAGGCAGGCGUUUGAGCGCUGGAUGGAGUGGGAGCCCGACGAGCAGGCGUGGCACUCCUACAUCAACUUUGAGCUGCGCUACAAGGAAGUGGACAAAGCUCGCACCAUCUACGAGCGAUUCGUCAUGGUUCACCCCGAAGUGAAGAACUGGAUCAAGUACGCUCGUUUUGAAGAGAAGCACGGCUACAUCGCUCACAGCAGGAAGGUUUACGAGAGAGCGGUGGAGUUCUUCGGAGAGGAACACGUGGACGAAAACCUCUUCGUGGCCUUCGCCAAAUUCGAGGAGACGCAGAAAGAGUUUGAACGGGUUCGGGUGAUCUAUAAAUAUGCUUUGGACCGGAUCCCUAAACACCAGGCUCAGGAGCUCUUCAAGUAUUACACCAUGUUCGAGAAGAAGUUCGGAGACCGAAGAGGAAUCGAGGACGUCAUCGUCAGCAAGCGAAGGUUCCAGUACGAGGAGGAAGUCAAGGCGAACCCACACAACUACGACGCGUGGUUCGAUUACCUCCGCCUGGUGGAGAACGACGCCGACCCCGACACGGUGAGAGAGGUCUACGAGCGAGCCAUCGCCAACAUGCCGCCCAUCCAGGAGAAGAGACACUGGAAACGAUACAUCUACCUGUGGAUCAACUACGCCCUGUACGAAGAGCUGGAGGUCAAGGACCCUGAGAGGACGAGGCAGGUGUACCAGGCCUGUCUGGACCUCAUCCCACAUAAAAAAUUCACGUUUGCUAAGAUUUGGCUGCUCUACGCUCAGUUUGAGAUCCGGCAGAAGAACCUGCAAGGAGCCAGAAAAGUCAUGGGCACAGCGAUCGGUAAAUGCCCGAAGAACAAGUUGCUGAAGGGUUACAUCGAGCUGGAGCUGCAGCUGCGAGAGUUCGACCGCUGCAGGAAGCUCUACGAGAAAUACCUGGAGUUCAGUCCGGAGAACUGCACCACCUGGAUCAAGUUUGCCGAGCUGGAGACCAUCCUGGGAGACAUGGAGAGAGCCCGCGGCAUCUUCGAGCUCGCCAUCGGACAGCCGCGACUGGACAUGCCCGAGGUGCUGUGGAAGUCCUACAUCGACUUUGAGAUCGAGCAGGAGGAGUUCGGAAACACCAGGAACCUUUACAAGCGGCUGCUGCAGCGCACUCAGCACGUCAAGGUCUGGAUCAGUUACGCCAAGUUCGAGCUGUCCAUCGACGGCCCCGACCGGCUGCAGAGGUGUCGGCAGAUCUUCGAGGAGGCCAACAAGAGCAUGAGGAACUGCGAGGAGAAGGAGGAGCGGCUGAUGCUGCUCGAGUCCUGGAGCGACUUCGAGAAGGAGUUCGGCUCCGAAAGCACCAUGGAAAGAGUCAGGAAGCUGCUGCCGGAGAAGGUGAAGAAGAGGAGGAAGCUGACUGCCGAGGACGGGUCGGACGCAGGAUGGGAGGAGUACUACGACUACAUCUUCCCAGAGGACGCCGCCAACCAGCCCAACCUCAAACUGCUGGCGAUGGCGAAGAUGUGGAAGAGGCAGCAGAUCGUGAACGAGGAGGUGGUUCCAGAAAUCGCUCCAGGGGCUGAAGAGGCGACAUCGUCGUCGUCAUCGCCGUCACCCCCACCGUCCACCUCGGACGAAGCUGCAGCUCCUCCCGAGAACGGCUCGGACAGAAACGCAGCGGCCGAAGCAGAACAGGAAAAGACGUACGACGAUCGAGACGACGAUGACAGCAGCAGUGAGAGCGACAGUGACGACGAAGAUGAUGGAAAGAAGGAGGAGGAGGAGGAGGAGAAACCGAGCCCGAGCGGGGACGAAGAUAAAGAUUAGAUUCAUGUUUUGUAAGAACGUGUCCUCGCUCAGGGACUCGAGGGGAGCGACGUUCAUCCCAGAUUCAUUUUUCUACCUGAUAUGUUUUCUAACAAAAACCAGAAAAGGAGCUGACGAGAAGUCUUUAUUGUAUGUUUGCUCUGCCGUCACACUGUCCUGUUGUCUCAUUAAAUUUUCAUUUUCAAUGUACA
Messenger RNA from Larimichthys crocea (large yellow croaker), 2594 nucleotides. RefSeq names its product crooked neck pre-mRNA splicing factor 1 (gene crnkl1). NCBI's taxonomy places the organism in Eukaryota, Metazoa, Chordata, Actinopteri, Sciaenidae. The record is from RefSeq and is a predicted model, not a curated record. Gene Ontology annotation, biological process: spliceosomal complex assembly; mRNA splicing, via spliceosome. Gene Ontology annotation, molecular function: protein binding. Bases 115 to 2403 code for a protein of 762 amino acids. The transcript has 14 exons. Gene Ontology annotation, cellular component: Prp19 complex; post-mRNA release spliceosomal complex; precatalytic spliceosome.